Molecule: messenger RNA, 2808 nt
Organism: Hypomesus transpacificus
Lineage: Eukaryota; Metazoa; Chordata; Actinopteri; Osmeriformes; Osmeridae
Gene: fam234a
Product: family with sequence similarity 234 member A
Exons: 12
Coding region: 132-1763 (543 amino acids)
Source: RefSeq, a predicted model, not a curated record
AAAUGACGACACAUCCGGAAAUAGAAGAAGAAGAUUCACAAAGUUGCAGCUGAACUUGAUUUUACAGUUUUGGAAGUUAACCAAAUAGCCCUCGUCAGCUCAGUUUAAAGGCUGUAAGUGUGUGAGGAGCAAUGGAGGCCACAGAAACAGACCCCAUGAAGAGUGGGGAGGCAGGUGUAGAAGAUGGGCAAACACCUCCCACACAAUUGAAGAAAAAGAAGAGUUGCAGGGAAGGCUUGGGUUUUACUAAGCUGUCUCACUGGCGCACUGCUGCCUUCUUCUUUUCGCUGUUUCUCUGCCUCACCAUAGUCUUUGCCUUCUCUUUCAUCAUGCCAUGUCCUGUCCGACCACAAUAUCUCAGUGCCUGGAAUCGCACCUUUCCUCAAGCAGCCACCUAUGACUUCCUGACCAUAGAAGAUGCCACCAAAGAUAAAGUACUGGAUGUGCUAUUCGCCCGCAAGGAUUCAGUGGGUAGUCUGAAUAUCACAUGUGAAGGCCUGCCCACGCCCUGUGUGUUUGUGUCAGCGGUGGCAGGGACAAAUGGGAAGACCCUGUGGGAGCGUCCCCUGGCCCCGGACUUCCAGUGGGCCCAGUGUGGUCUGAAGGGACUGGGAGGCACAGACAGCGGCUGUCUGCUGUCACACGCUGAUCAACUCACGGCCAUAGACAAAUACGAAGGAAAGAUUGUGUGGCAUCGGCCCCAGCCCCCAGGCCUGACCUGCACCCUCCCAGUUCUUAGUGUUCCAGACCUGGAUGGUGAUGGGAACAGUGACGUAGCUCUGGUGGCACCAGGCCCACUGCAGACACAGCUCGUGUUUCUGUCAGGAAAGACAGGGGUACAGAUUGGGUCAGAAGUGGUUCUGGACACUUCUGAGACAGCCAAGCAUCUCCUGCACCCAACUACUAAAGGCUCCCACUAUGUACUUCUUCAGAAAGAAUUUGGCUUAUACGGUUUGGCUCUGUGGAGGAUUGUAGCUAAAGCUAAAGCAGGUGCAGAGGCUAACCUUAAGAAAGACCAAAAUUGGGAAUCAAAAGCUGAUCCCAUCACUGGCCUUGUACCAGUCUAUGAGUCUGACUCAUUGAGACAUGUGUUGAGGACAAAGAAGACAGAUAGCGCAUCGAACCUGCUGCUGUUGACUGGAGAUGCAGUGGUACUCGUUGACGGAAACAGUAGGGUCCCACUGUGGACAGUCAACACCAGCACUGUCCUGAGUGAACCUUCUUUUGGACACUUCAACAAAGAUGGAAAGCUUGACUUUGUGAUUGAGGAGGAUAAUGGCAAUGGCACGAAAAGGGUGGUGAUACUAGAUGGGCAGACAGGUGGCAUUCUGUGGGAGGUCAACCUGCUAGCCAGCCCCAAUUCCCCCAGACCAGCCUCAGUCAACACCAUCAACUACUUCUCUGUCUUCAUGUUCUGGGGGGGGAUGCCUUCGGAGACCAACUCCUCAAAUUCUUUGGGUGAGGAACACCGUUCCUACAUGCUCCACCCAGAUUAUUCCAAAGUCCUGCUGGAGAAGAACAAUAUCAGGGACCACAUCAUUGCAUUUAAAGCCACCCUGCUGGAGAAGGGGCGCCACGCCUGCUACAUCCUGCUGACGGGGCCGCAGAGCGAAGGGGAGGAAGGCACAGUGGUCCUUAGGAAGCGCAAGCUGAAACAGGAUGUUCCAGAGAGCCGAGUCCUCCGCAUAGGCGCUGGCGGCAGCAGUAAGAGUAACGAGGAGAUCCUAGAAGCCUUCAACAGACUGCGCUUCAGUGAUGAGUGACACAGAGGCUGUUACCACAACAACCUUCCUAUGCAUAUUUCCUGCUGAUAACCAAAAUGUUUACCAUAGCUCUGUCAACUUUACACAGUCCACCAAAGUGUGGACAACAGUAGCUGUUGUAGCCUCAGUGCUGAGAACCGAAUCGAAUUGCUGUACCCAAAUCAUCCCUUGACCCCUUGUGUGUGACGUUUACUGUCCAUGGGUUUGCUUGAGACUGACUGGAGCCCAAGCUAUCUGACAGACAUUUUACUGUCAUUAGGUCCAUCCACUGCUGAUAAUACCACCUGCUUGUCUCUUGACAAUCAAAACUAAAGCCUACUUUACAUUAUAGAAAGAUUGUGGUCAUGAUAAGGAUGAAAAGCACUUUUGAGCAUUGCUCAAGCUCAAGGUUGUUUAUCUUAGCGCACAAUUGAACUAGCCUCGACAAGAGCUUGAGUUUGCCAACAGUAUAAACAAUAUUUUCUAAAGGCAGCAGGUCAUCAUCAGAACACUUAACUAGAUGCGCAGUAGUUGAGUUACCAUACUGCAGCCUAUAGCGUUUUAUUUUUAUGACGGGUACUGUGAAGACUUUUAAAGAGGCUUAUCUGUGUUUUGAACAUAAAUGAGAGCUGCUAUGUUGCCCUUGAUUGCUGUAGUUCAAAACCGCUUUUUUACUGGUACUGCUUUUAUAUACACUAGCAAUAUUAUAACCCAGACAUACUGUAGACCACCAUCAGAUUGAACCAGUAGAUGGUACUGUACCCCUCCAAGUCGCAAUAGUAGGUGCGGCCUGAGUAGUUGUCUUUUUUUCUUAGAACUAAAGAUUAUUAAUAUAAGGGAUCAAAACUGAAUUGUGUGAAGAUGCUUGAUACAGUGGGUACUACGGUAUGUGUUCAUACUCGUGUUAUAAGAUACCUUUAAACGAUGCUGUUUGGGAAACGGGUUUGUGUAUUUGCCUUAAUAAAUAAUAUAUAUUUAACCUGUAGAACAGGCCUUCUAUUGAGCUGGUUUUCUGUCUUUUGAUGUUGUUGAUGUUUAAAUAUGUAAUAAUAUAAUAAAUCAAUGU